Molecule: messenger RNA, 9684 nt
Organism: Aedes albopictus (Asian tiger mosquito)
Lineage: Eukaryota; Metazoa; Arthropoda; Insecta; Diptera; Culicidae
Product: ras-specific guanine nucleotide-releasing factor 2-like
Exons: 26
Coding region: 2158-6927 (1589 amino acids)
Biological process (GO): positive regulation of GTPase activity; Ras protein signal transduction
Cellular component (GO): plasma membrane
Molecular function (GO): protein binding; guanyl-nucleotide exchange factor activity
Source: RefSeq, a predicted model, not a curated record
GAAACUCCAUUAGUCACAAGCACCUGCUACUCGAAAUCUUCAUCAAGUACAUGUAGUAAGUAUCUUCAAACGAAUCAGAUGGACCGUACAUAAAACACUGAUCUAUGGUUACGCGUCUCCCUGUUUUUGCCAUCAUGGUCCGCGUGGUCCAGGAUAACCGUUCCAAACAGACUCUCGUGUGCGGUCGGAUUCCUCUCCGUGUUUUCCGGUUCUCCUGUAGAAUAUUAGGCUCACUCUCUCCGACUCUAAGCCACCCAUCAUGCUCCUCCCAGGCUCGCUUACCUGGAAGUGCGGGGGAUACCUCAUUCGAGCCAGAACAACGAGAGAAAGUGAAAAUUUUCCGAUUCAGUCAAAGACUACCCUUGACGCGCUCGACACGCAAAUUCUGCCCAAGACCGCGGUCGUGUGAAUAUUCUGGUUGGAUAUCCUUUUUUCCUCUCCUGGUGGUGAAGUGAUUUUGCUGGGUUUGCCAGCAUUUUUUUUUUCCUAGACAGAAAGUGGCAGUGAAGUUGUUUUAACCGUUUUUUUCCUCGUUCACCACGCUGAUGAAAGCUCAAGCACACAGGAUAUCUAUCACCUUGGCAGUCAGGAGGCGUACGUGCGUCUGUGUCUAUAAAUAGUGUUUGUGGGAAGGCAGCGAAAACGGUGUGGAACACGGUUCAUCCGGCCAAGGAAGGAUACAACUGAAGUGAAUGAAAAAUACAUUAGUGAAAAAUAAAAUCGCUGCAGAAAAAGAAGAAAAAAUCAACCCACAGGAAACCGGAGAAGAACUUGCCACGGACCCGAGCCAACCAGCAAGGCAAAUUUAGCCUAACGCCUAUUUGAAACCUCGCAGCUCCCACCCCGUCCUCCUCGUACCGUGUCGCCGCAUUAACUUCGGCGAACCCACGGCGGUAGCGAAGCUUGCAAGCGGUUCCCAAUCUGUAGAGAGUGUAGAGUUUGGUGUGUAUUACAACAGUCGCGGAGCUUGUAAACCACCUGUCGAUUGCAAUUAAAAGUGAUUUUCCUUGGCGGAGGUUCGCAUUUCCAUUGGAACCCUCUUCUCGCGGGCUGAUCACUACGGAGAAGACACACAUAGUCUGCGGACAACUUUAGGAUAAUCGUCGGAUCUUAAUACCGCAUGGAAGCCGUACCAGGGUGACUUCCAGGAUUUAGAAGCACCCUCAGCACUUAGCGGAAAUCUCCAUACUCUACUAGUUUUCAAGUUCGAAUAAACCAAUCGAGGGGGCUGAAACAACAGCCGUAUGAUGGAACAAGAGCUUCGGGCAACCAUUUCCUGUCCUUAACCAGCAGUGAUCUCAAAACAAAGUGCUAAAAGUGCGAAUGUAUUGGAAAGUCACAGAAGCUCGGUUCCGUCGGUGAAACUCAGCGAAACCGAAUCUUCAUUCGAACGAGGGGAGUUCGGCUCUCUGGGGAUGGCAAUUAUGACAUAAAAAAGGUCUUGCGUUAUUUAUUUGCGACAGUCGAUGCUUGUGUUCUACCGUCUUAGGGGAUGCCGCAGAGGAAGUGAAAUAUAAAAAGCUUUCUUUGUUCAAAUUAGUGAGAAGAGCUGCUCGUAAAGCACAACCCGUCUGCGUUUUUUUGUUCUUGCCACGAUGUGAUUGGGCAGGUGAAAACGGAAAGAAAUCAUCGUUAAGAAGAAUAAGGUGAAUUAUUUGGUAUACAGUCGUGGGCAAGUGAAUGGAAGUGUUUCAUGCGAUGGAUAUAGCAGCUGAUGGAACCCUGCGAGCAUCCAUCUCCAACGGGUGACAACAGAAGGAAUGUGCGAGGUGAACGUGUGCUCGGUUUCGCAAUUAAUUUUCUUCAAAUGGGAAUACGACGACCUGUUGCUGGUGCCAUUUGGGAGUGAGAUUUCUGAUGUACUCGUGCUUCCCGACAAGUGUUGUGAAAACGCAGAAGGAUGUUCGUGUGAAUUUAAUCAUGCAUUAGCAAAGCUCGUCGCAGCUCAUUUCACGGUAGAACGGCCAGCAAUUAUUCGACGAAAGUUUAGUUAAAUGAUUCAGUAGCAUCGGUGUGACGGUUCUGGCCUGGAUUGGAAAACUCGUUAAAGUUUGAUCACGUGUGAAGUUCAUUCGUUGCCAUUAGAGGUGCUCAUCGAUAUUGGAUUUCUGGUGGCAGUAUAUAGGACGGGACGAAGUCACUUUCAACUGGUUGUAAAUGCUCAGCCCAAAAAUGCAGCGGGCCAUUCGUGUCAACGAGAAUCAGCUAUUGAUGAUGUCCGAGCGAGCACAUUAUGAUCGUUCGAUGCACGGGCUGCUGUACAAGCGAACAUCAGACAAUAAUAAAUGGCAGCAAAGAUACUUCGUUCUGUAUCAGAACCUGCUCUUCUACUACGAAUCGUUUGACUCAAUCCGUCCCUUGGGAAUGAUCUUUCUGGAAGGAUGCUACUGCGAACGAAUUGUUUCAGCCCCCUCAACACUGUCCGCUUCGCCCGUUGGCAGCGGUAGCAGCGGACAGGGCUCCAAGGUUGUCAAGGAGGAAAAACUACAGCACUGCUUUGUCAUUUGCUACAGACGAGAAAAUCAGCGACAAUACGAGCUGCGGGCCACCUCGGAAUCGGAAUGUUCAACCUGGAUAAUUGCCAUUCGGGAGGCAAGCUUCAACAAACUGCUCUUGCAAAAGGAGGAGCUCGAACAGAAGCACGUUCACCUGCUGCAGGUCGUUGAAAGCGAGAAAACAGCUAAAUGGCAGUACACUAUGCAAUGUGAAGAGCUUGUGUCUGAAAUACGGAAGCUCAGAGCCGAGUUAUAUGCGCUUCGCAAAGAGACCCGCACCAGCUACCACGCUACGCCGCGAGGGAGCUUCAGCGUACCGGCCGAAGGCCAGGACGACCACUCGUCGCUGUCCGGUCUGUGUGCGUCCGUGCAGGAUUCGCUCGAGCUGAGGAAGAUUAAGAAGGUGCAGAGCUUUUUUCGCGGCUGGCUGUGCCGUCGCCGUUGGAAGCAAAUAGUCGAAGAGUACAUACGGUCACCCCACGCGGAAAGUAUGCGGAAACGAAACCACUUGGUGUUCAGCAUGGUUGAAGCCGAAGAGGAGUACCUGGAACAGCUGGAGGUACUCGUCGCGUGUUUCCUGCGUCCCUUCAAAAUGGCCGCCAGUUCUAAGCGUCCUCCAUGCUCGCACGAAGACGUCAAUUCGAUCUUCCUCAACUCCGAAACGGUUCUGUUCCUGCAUCAGAUCUUCCUGAAGGGCCUAACCUCACGCCUGGAGUCGUGGCCAACUUUGGUUCUUGGUGAUCUUUUCGAUAUGUUGUUGCCCAUGUUAAGCAUCUACCAGGAGUACGUACGCAACCAUCACUACAGUUUGCAGGUACUGACCGAGUGCAAGAGCAACACGAACUUCGCGUCCGUGCUGAAGCGGCUGGAAGCAAAGCCCUCCUGCCAGGGGCGCAGUCUGGAAACUUUUCUCACAUAUCCGAUGCACCAAAUCCCUCGAUACAUCAUCACACUGCACGAGCUGCUGGCUCAUACGCCGCAUGACCACGUGGAGCGUAAAAGCUUGCAAAGUGCGCGCCAGCAACUGGAGGACCUUUCGCGCCAAAUGCACGAUGAGGUCUCGGAAACCGAAAACCUACGAAAGAACCUGGCCGUAGAGCGCAUGAUCGUCGAGGGGUGUGACAUACUGCUCGACGUCAAUCAGGUGUUUGUGCGGCAGGGAAGUUUGGUACAAGUUCCACCGGGGAAAGGAAAGCUUCUGAGUCGUCUGGCUUCGUUCAAAAGCGACCGGGACCAUGUUCGACAGUGCUUUCUCUUCUCCAACCAUAUGAUUAUAGCAACGAGAACAUCCGGAGGUCGGUUGCACUUACUACCGGACGUGGGUAAAAUUCCGCUGGCGGAUGCUACCCUCGUCGAGGACCCCAGCGAAGUGCAACACGAGGAGGAGAAUGCCUCCGUGUGUUCCGCCUCCACCAAAGGCAGUACUUUGAGUGUAACCGAAACGGUCAAUGCCGGAAAUCGUGAUUUCAAGAUAAUCGUAGAAAUAAAGUCCGGGAUAAGGCACACUAUUCACUUAGUUGCGCCGACCAUUCAAGACAAGGAAGCCUGGAUUAGUGAUAUAUCGCAGUGUUUGGACAAUAUUCAUAUGCACUCGCUACUGUCGCCUGGAAUCGGGAGCUCGUCUGGAGGAUCCAUCUUUGCAGGACAUCAAGCGCUCCGAGCCGACCCGAGACUGUUCAAGGACGACGUGGACAUUCGAUUUUCCCGAACGCUCAACUCAUGCAAAUUACCUCAGGUUCGUUAUGCGACCCCGGAACGACUGCUGCAACGGUUGACUGACCUACGGUUCCUAUCGAUCGACUUUUUGAACACGUUCCUGCUCACCUACCGUGUGUUCACCGAUGGAGAAACGGUGCUGAAAGCACUGAAAAGUGUAUUCUACGAUCCUCCAACGGAACCGUCGUACGACUGUGAUCAUCAGACGGAUUUUUUAGAGCUGCCCUACCAGGAUGGACGGGCGUCCCCACGGAGAACGUCCGGUGCUAGUUCGGUUUCGGGUUACUGCUCGGAAGGUGCAGACCGCGAUCGUUCAAUGAGCGGUGACUCCGUAGGACUGCGAUUCCGAGGUUCACGACGGGGUUACCCAAGCCAUCAAGGCUCGGAACAGGAAACUCUAUCAUGGAUACCGGAACAGGUGGGUCCUGUCAUAGUUCAUGGGUCGCAUCAUCACGAUAAACCAGAGGAGAAGCAAAUCUCUCCAAAGCACGAGUCUGGCCACAUGCAAAGUAAGUCACAACACCAAAUCCACCCUCAGCCGCAGGACGAUUCCUAUCUGGCCAUACCGAAAACGAUGGCUGGCUCCAGCAGCUCCGACACGCUAACCGAAGCUGCAAUGAGUGGACCUUCGUCGCCGUCCAAUCUGAGCAGUGUCACCUUGGUGGGAUCGACCGGGUCGGGUGGACAGGACAAAUCGGAAGCUCAAACACCCACGGAGGGCACGUUUAAAUAUGGCAAAGCACCGACCUCUCCACUGCCAGAACGUGUUUAUCCAAAACAACGGAAAGAUAUUCCACCAACAAUUUGUACGACGGACACUUCCAGCACGAUAGAACAACAUCAACAGCUUCCACCACAACAGGAACAGCAGCAGCAGCAGAUUAAAAUACCUCAAACGCCACCAACAGUAACAACAACGCCGUGUCACAGUCCAUCCGCUGUCCAGCAACAGCCGCAGCCACUGCUAAUCACCAAAGACCAACCAACGACAGUGUGCCAAAACGGACACGAAGGGCCGAAAAUAAUAACUCAACCUUAUCUGAGCACAACAACCACAACAACGGUCACGAUAACGACAACAACUACCACAACGCCUGCCAAAAGUAUCUCGCCGCCCCAACUACUGCCGACGGACCGAAGACCAAGCGUUGGACACAACAUUGCCAUUCCACAUGCUGCCCUCUGUCAACAUCGCCAUAGCUUACAGCUGAACGGGGACGGCAGCUUCUUAGGGAAGGGCAGCGAAAAGCUACAGACACAAAUCAGCAGUCCACGUUUGACCACACGGAAGUUCUCCGCUCCGAAAACGCCGGACCGCCCGCGAAAGAGCCUCUUCGGAACGCCACAACGGGAACGCGACUCACCGAGUACGCGUCGGUUCUCGGAAAGCGAUGACGACAUGGCCACCUCGAUCUUCACGACGCCCCGCGGCUCGGUGGGUGGCGUCUCGCUCAACACCCUCUCGUCCCGAGCUUCCAUGCAGCACGAUCACGUUCCGCACUGUUCCAGCAAAGUAGGAGUCGUAAUCACUUCCUAUCGGCAAUCGCAACGCAGUUUUGGGCCUGACCCCUUAUGGAGUAGCACCUCAACGGCAGCAGCGGCUUUCGCAAUCGCUACCUCAGCUUCCAGCAACCCUAGGGACGAGCCCCCCGAAGUGGAAGCUAGGAACCGGAAAGAAUCUGUUGUCAGUUCCCCUGCUACGAUGCGUGUGCUGAACGUCCUGCGCCACUGGGUGUCCAAACACUUCCAGGACUUCGAACAGGAUGCAACUCUGCGCUCUCAGACGAUAGCUUUCUUGGAUGACAUCACGUGCAGUCCGAACUUAUUACCAACCGAGCAUCGAGCUGCAUCCCAACUGUUGCGGUUGCUGUGCCGCGAGGACAUCGACAGUGGCAAGCAACAUCUGGAGACGCUGCUGACGCCACCGCUGUCCACAUCCACCGAACAGCUGGCGGGCAAGGAAAGCAUAGAGACUCUAUCGGCGCUGGAAAUAGCGGAACAAAUGACGUACCUGGAUCAUCAAAUAUUUCAGGCCAUUCGAAGCGAGGAAUUUCUCGGUCAAGCGUGGAUGAAAUCGGACAAGAAGUCACGUUCAGAACAUAUCAUUCUUAUGACGAAACGAUUCAACGACGGUUCUCGACUGGUCUGCUCCGAAAUAGUUUCGAGGCAAAACAUGACAGCGCGGGUAGCUGCCAUCGAGAAGUGGACCGCCGUAGCAGACAUUUGCCGGUGUUUGCAUAACUUUAACGGAGUGCUGCAAAUCUGUGCUGCCUUCACCAAUGCGGCUGUGUAUCGACUGAAGAAAACCUGGGACAAAGUGCCGAGAACAAUCAAAUCGACAAUCACAAAACUGCAGGCUGUGGUGUGCUCCGAUGGGAGGUUUCGCGUCAUGCGGGAGGCACUGCAUCGUUGUGAUCCACCCUGCAUUCCGUACCUGGGCAUGUAUCUAACGGACCUCUCGUUCAUCGAAGAGGGCACGCCGGACUUUACACCGGAUGGUUUGCUGAAUUUUUCCAAAAUGCGAAUGAUCGCACAUGUGAUACGGGAGAUUCGCCAUUUCCAACAGACGCCGUACAAAGUAGAUCACAUACCGAAAGUUACAUCCUACCUCCUGGAUACAUCGUUGCUGCUGGACGACGACGAAUUGUACCGAAAGUCGCUGCAGAUCGAACCGCGCAGUUCGCGUCUCAGUGCACCCAAUACGGCGAAUGUUUAAAUUUUACAUUUUUCUGCACCGGGGCAUGCCGGGGAGCUAGUGAGUGGGAGGGGGACCUUGUCGCACUGUGAAUCCAUUGAACAUUUGGAGGUUGAAUCCAUCCGAUACGGCGCAGCAGCAGAACGAGAGAAAAUGGACAUUGCAACGUGGAAGUAUUUAUUUUGAAGUGAAGUGAAUUUGAGUGACAAGUGGCUAGGCUAUUGUGAUAAAUGUUUGAAGAGAAUGAAAGUUGUGGGGAUAGUGAGCUCGAGGAGUAGUAUCAUGUGGCACGAGUAUCGAUGCAUCAGGCGAACGGCAUUCAUAUGCUUCGCUUCCUAGAAGACACUAACUCAAUUAUAAGUUUCACAAGCCAUCAACACCGGAAAGGCCAGUUGCUUGCAAAAAAAAGGUACGCCAGAGUGUGGCUGAUAGCGACUAGAGAGUGUGCAGAUCUGCGAAAAAAUCGGAUCUAAUACCAUGCACUUCCAACAGCUCAGCUCGACUUCAAGGGAAAAUUUAGCUCGGCGCAGAAAAAAAAAACCAAACCGGAGGUCAAACUGAACGCAGAACAAAGAGCAGGGAAAAAGCAUGUUCGACGUCGUACCUACUACGGUUUUCAUUAGAUGACGCUCCUACAAGUGUGACUUCGGAGGAUGCAAGCGAAAGACGCCAACAUCAUCAUCGCCGGCAACAUAAAUCAAUGCAAUCAAAGUUCGCUCGUCUGAUGGUGAUGAUGACGAUGAUGAUGAUGCUCGUGCUCGGGAUAAUUACCUUUACAAAGUUCAAUCAGGACUUUCAUAGCGAGCGAGUGCCGUACGCCAACGCCACCACUGCACUGACUGAAGGGCACAGAGUGAAAAGCCAAUCGGUGUUUUUUCCCCGCUCCAGAGCGAGAGUUCCACUGCGUUUCAAAGGGAUUACUUUGACGGCGGUUCCGAUGAACGGUGGAUGACGGUGCUUUGAUGGAUGUUACACAGGUUGCAAAAGUCCGAGAAUCCUUCCUCCUAUUCAAAUGAAAUGAAACAUUGUCAGAGACUUUGAAAAAAACUAGCCUGUAAAAACACGAAUAUGUUGAACAAUGGCUCAACACGUUCUAACACGUCCAAAAUAAUAUUUGCUCUUCCCUUCUUCGCUCACUAGAGAAUCAAUAAAAUUGUUCAUCUGCUACAAUUCCGGUAAUAUUUCUCUCUUUUGUCUUGAUCCGAUUAAAUCAGCUAACCUUGAAAAUAUGAACUUCCCAUAUAAAUGCAUUGCAUAAACUUUGUAGAAAUAGAAUUAUCUAGAAAUAGUUUGUUAUGCUGGUCAUAACUUGGUAUUGGACUCACGAGUACGUGUACUAGGAAUAAACAAUAAGGAGUAGUCGAGUGAACCAGAAAUAAGAAAAAAUGAUAGAGCAUCUAGUGUUUGUCUUGUUCCAAUGUGUGGAUUACACCUGUAGAGGACGAAAUGGGGAUAAUUUUCUACUGGGAAAGUGAGAGAAGAGAAAAAAACAAUCCUACAUAUCUAGCAAAUGACUCAAUUUAUAAACCAAAUCUAGAAAACGAAACUCAAUGUUAACUUCUUUGUUAGUGUUUACCAGGAGACAGCCAGACGACUGGAAUCUGCUCUCCAAUUUACUAACAUUCCUCAAAUCUUCUUAUGAACACGAUAAAAACAAAUCAAACAUGGCACGAUGGGCUGCCAGCUGCAUGAGCAACCACCGCCGAAGUAGAGCUAGAUGUAAGAGCAAGAGAAAGCUGUUUUCCAUAUCUAAGUCGUUUGAUCGGGACUAUGCGGUAGAAAAUUAAGAGAGAAGAGUUCAAUAAAUCAGAUUGAUAUUAUUCGAUUGUUGGAAACAAGAAAUGUGGCCAAUUCAUUAAAGCGCUAGCUCAUUAGACUUGGUGUUAUCGAUGGAUCUCCAAGUGGUACGGUGUUUUCUGUUGCUGUUGGCUACUAUAAACGAAAGGGUAGAAUUGGAAACGACGCGAAUGGGAUUUCCAAGAGCUUAGCCGAACGUCGAAUGCAGAAACAAAAUGUGAUGUAUUACCUUUUACCUAUUCAAUCAACAUAACGUUUCUAUACUCAACAAGAUUAACAACUUACAAAAAAAAACAAAUCAAACCCAAAUGAUCUUAUUCAUCAAGUGUAUCAAAUCUGCUGGACUGAUUGCGAACAAUCCUUAGUAUUAAGCACCAAGAGGGUCCCUUUUACCUGUUAACUGUCUGUUGAAAUGUUGAUAUAAAGCCAUUUGUAGUUUAGGCACUGCGUGCAACCAAGUAUUUUAUUGAUAGUUGAUAAAAAACACGACAACCCUAAGAGAAUGCAACUGUGAGAACAAUGAUUCAAUUAUGACGAAUCAUAAACACAUCAAACACUGGAACAAAUUUGCGAAAACUCAAAUUAUGCGUGAAGAAUGGAAAACACUUACUAAUGCGCCAAUGCUAACAUUUCUUAAAUAUGGCUGAGCUGAGCAUUCUCAAUGAAAACAAUCAAUUUUACAAAUAACAUUAAAAGUUCUUGAAAUCCUCUUUUUUAAUUUUUCAGUGAUGAAAAAAUAAUAAUCAAAAAUUUUCCUCAGAAAGGUAACAAAACGAAUUCCAAACUUUGAAACACAUUCCUUUCCAAAAGCAACUAGUGAAAUAAAACAUUAUAACCACAGUAAGUCCAGUUUUGCUCAAUCCUAUAUUCCACCAAAAGAAAAAAAAUGCCAAAGAUAAAACUUGAAACGAUUAACUCGAUAAAACACAACAAUGUAAACCUUUCUUUUCUUAAAAAAAAUAAAAGUUCAACCUCAAGCUU